Molecule: messenger RNA, 1537 nt
Organism: Hibiscus syriacus
Lineage: Eukaryota; Viridiplantae; Streptophyta; Magnoliopsida; Malvales; Malvaceae
Product: ethylene-responsive transcription factor CRF4-like
Exons: 1
Coding region: 312-1370 (352 amino acids)
Biological process (GO): regulation of DNA-templated transcription
Molecular function (GO): DNA binding; DNA-binding transcription factor activity
Source: RefSeq, a predicted model, not a curated record
UGACAAGGCAAACAGUAGAUAACUUUCCUUUUGUGUUUCUUCAGUCCUUCCUUUUUAAAGCCGUUGCUUUUCUCUCCUUUUCUCAGCCUCCCAUGGCAGGUUCGCUUUGUUGAAAGCUCUUUCUCUCUCUCUGUUUUUCCAGGGACUGAGUUUGUGUUUUUGAAUACCCUUUUGUCAGAUUUCUAGGGUUCGUCUUUUUGUUCAUCGCUUUGAGUUUCACUUUCACGGUUCCUUUGCCUUUUCUUUUUGCCUGCUUUAUACUGAGUCGAUGCCAACAGGUAGAAUCUGAGAGAGAAAAAAUACAAGCAGAAAUGGAGGAAAGCAUCCUAUGUCCGAUCAAAUACACAGAACACAAAAAUAUUACUCGGAAGUUCAAAAAACAGGCCUUGAAACCGAAGAAAGCACCUUCCGAUCACUACCGUACUGAACCCGUUGACGUCGUUGAAGUUCCGAGGAUUGUUCGAGUAUCCGUUACAGACCAUGACGCGACAGACUCUUCCAGCGACGAGGAAGCUGACUUCUUUGGUCGUCAGAGAGUGAAACGUUACGUCAAUGAGAUUAACGUCGAAGUCGCCGCCGUUUCAAGCGCGGUUUGCAAAGGCAACCGGAAAAGGACUGCGGUGGCAGCUGGGGUCACUACGGGAUGUGGUAGACCGAUUAAGGAUUCUUCAGUCAACGGGAAUGGAAGGAAGUUUAGAGGAGUACGACAAAGACCGUGGGGUAAAUGGGCGGCGGAGAUUCGGGAUCCUGCUCGACGUGUACGGCUGUGGUUGGGCACUUACAAUACUGCUGAAGAAGCAGCCAUGGUUUAUGAUAAUGCAGCGAUCAAGCUCCGAGGACCCGACGCUUUGACCAACUUCGUAACUCCACCGGCUAAGGAGGAAGACAACGGAAAACCCGAAAACAUCAACGUCAGUUCGGUUUCCGAGUACGAAUCCGGAGACGAGUCAACUCACAAUCUUUCUUCCCCAACUUCGGUCCUCAACUUCCGAACUCUAUCAAGUGACGAAACUCCGGUAGAACCGAAGAAACAAGCUUCCGAAUCUCAAGAAGAGGAGAGUAAACAGCUGCCGCUUAAGGAGGAGCAGCAGCAACAACUGGCUCUGAACGAAUGUCAAGGCGAAACUGAAACCAACUUUUCCGAUAUUUCGGUGUUCGAUUUGCCGCUCGAUUUUCCUUCAGUCGACGAGCUUUUCGACAUGUCAGUGUCGGGAUUGUCGGCUUUCGAUGAUGCUGCGAUGGUUUUACCAGACAGUACCGUUUUAAGUGAUGAUUUUGGCUGCUCGUCGUCAUCGACUAUUUGUCAAGUUGAUGAUUAUUUUGCAGACAUCGAUGAUCUGUUCUUUUCUGAUCCUUUAGUUGCAUUAUGAAAGUGAGUUUAUGUCAUCGCCGUUUUGCUUGUCGAUUUUCCGGCAGAUUUUGGAUCGGCGACGACAUAUAUAUGUUCUAGCAUAGUCUUUUUGGUUUAACAUUGUUAAUGUUAAUUUUUUCUCCGUUAAAACAAACGGAGAGUUGAGUGGAGUUUUGCUGAGAUUUU